AUGGCAUAUAUGGUUUUAGGUCCUAUCUUCUUUCUUUUUGGCUCAGAUAAAUUAAAUCCUACAGGUUUAAGUGUUGAAGAGUAUCAAGUUGGAAUAGAGCAUCCUGUUGAACAAGUGAGUAAGUUUCUAAGGUUGUGGUCAAAUAGUAAUGAUGUUGGGAUUGUUGCCAUAUGGGGGAUUGGUGGAAUGGGUAAGACUACAAUUGCUAAAGCAGUGUAUAAUCGCAUACAUCGUAAGUUUGAAAGCAGUAGCUUUCUUGCAAAUGUUGGGCGAACUUCUAGGGAUACCAACGGUGUUGUUAAAUUACAAAAACAGCUUCUUUCCGAUCUCCUAAAGGAUGAAAAUGUGAAAAUAAGAUGCGAGUAUCGUGGAAUUGAGGUGAUAAAAAGCCGAGCAUGGGGUCGAAGGGGUCGAAGGGUUCUUCUUGUUCUUGAUGAUGUGGAUAACGACAACCAAUUGAGUGCAUUGGCCAUAGAUCGAGAUUUGUUAUGUCCUGGAAGUAGAAUCAUAGUAACAACAAGAGAUUUAUCUUCAUUAAGUCCGCUUCGAUUGGACAAGGUGAAUGAGGUGUAUAAGCUGGAUGUGUUGGAAGAGCAUGAAUCUCUUCAACUCUUCAGUUGGCAUGCCUUUGGAAGAGACGGUCCUCUAGAAGGCUAUAAGAUCCUCUCUAAGGAAGUAGUGAGUUAUGCGAAGGGACUUCCUUUACUUAUUAAAAGUUUAGGUUCUUCUUUGAAGGGCAAAACGGUACCUAAAUGGAAAAGUACAUUGAAGAAGUUGGAAAAGAUUCCGGAUCUUAAAGUUCAAAAAAUACUCCGUGUGAGCUACGACUCACUUGGUGACAAAGAGAAGUGUUUAUUCCUAGAUAUCGCAUGUUUUUUUGUUGGAAUGGACCAAGAUUUGGUGAUCAAAAUACUAGAAGGCUGCGGUUUCUACCCAUAUAUUGACAUUGACAUUCUAUCUGAUCGUUGUCUUGUAAGCAUUGAUUGGCAUAACCAACUGAUGAUGCAUGAUCUGAUUCAAGACAUGGCUAAAGAGAUCAUCCGCCAAGAAUCCCCUGAAGAGCCUGGCAGACGUAGUAGAUUAUGGUAUCAUGAAGACAUUCUCGAUGUACUAAGAUAUGACACGGGGACAGAAAAUGUUCUGGGCUUAGUCCUGAACUUGCCAGAAUCAAAGGAGCUACAAGUAAAUGCGGAGGCAUUUACAAAGAUGAAGAGCCUGAGAUUGCUUCAUCUCAAUUACGUCCAAGUUUUGGACAAAUUGAAAUACCUCAAUCUCAGUCAUUCCCAUCUCUUGAUUAAAACUCCGGACUUCACGGGGCUCACCAGUCUUGAGAAAUUAUUGCUUAAUGAUUGUAAAAAGCUGGUAGAGGUUCACCACACUAUUGGACGUCUCAAAGAUCUUAUUGUCUUGGAUAUGAAGAAUUGCAAGAAUCUGAAGAAGAUUCCCUUGAGCAUUUUCAUGUUGAAGUCUCUCGUUGAUUUCAAUAUGUCCGGCUGCUCCAAAUUAGAGUGGCCAGCAUUUUUUCAAGAAUCGCCACCUAAAUCAAGCUUUUCAUCAUUACAGUUAUCAAGUAGCAUCAGGGAAUUAUCUAUGGAAAACUGCAAUAUAACAAAUGUGCCCAGUGAAACUGGUAGUUUGGUGUCCUUGGAAUAUUUGAAUCUUAGCAGAAACAAAUUUUCUAACCUACCAGCUACCAUCACUAGCCUUCCACUACUGGAGUAUCUCUCUGUAAACAAAUGUACUCUGCUUGAAUCACUUCCAGCGCUUCCAGUAAAUUUAGUGGAAUUGUGGGCAAACGACAGCACGUCAUUGCAGAACAUGUCAAUUAUUGACUCAAAAGCAGCACACAAACAAUUCAAGACUUUUAACCGUUGUCCCAAAUUAGUCAACAACAAUGCUGCAUAUAAUUUUAGAAGAAAUGUUCUUAGAUAUCAGGGACAUCGAGAAGAAGAGUUGCAUAUUUCUUUUCCUGGGGGUGAGGUGCCGAGGUGGUGCAACUACCAGAGUAAUGGAUACUUUAUACGUUUUCGAAUGCCUCAGCUCGUGGGUCGGAUAAUACAAGGGAUUAUUGUCUGUUUUGUUUUUUCUCGCCAGAAGUGCUACUCCAAUUCAUAUUUUAGAUACGCUAGUUAUUGCAUUUCUAAUAAAACCAGGUUGUCUGGGGGACCACAUAGUGAUGAAGUACAUGUAAUUUUGAGGGCAGAUGAAUUUGGACAAAUGUGCCUCUCCUACAUACCAAUCCGGCACCUUAAACAUUGUUGGUUGGAUGCUGGAGAUGAAGUGGAAAUUACAAUCAGACAAGUGGUUGGAGAAGAUUUGCGGGUGAAGAGGUUAGGGGUUAGUCUGAUUUACGAGGGCGAUGAGGAGAAUGAAGAAUUUAUAACACUUCCUACGGGGGUGACGUAG
This is a messenger RNA of Cornus florida, 2406 nucleotides long. RefSeq names its product disease resistance protein RPV1-like. The record is from RefSeq and is a predicted model, not a curated record. The coding region runs from base 1 to 2406 and encodes 801 amino acids. Gene Ontology annotation, biological process: defense response. The transcript is spliced from 5 exons. Lineage: Eukaryota; Viridiplantae; Streptophyta; Magnoliopsida; Cornales; Cornaceae. Gene Ontology annotation, molecular function: protein binding; ADP binding.